Notechis scutatus (mainland tiger snake) is the source of this 1926-nucleotide messenger RNA. It is a transcript of the gene C1H1orf115, whose product is annotated as chromosome 1 C1orf115 homolog. The record is from RefSeq and is a predicted model, not a curated record. Lineage: Eukaryota; Metazoa; Chordata; Lepidosauria; Squamata; Elapidae.
GGAGGAGCCGCCAAGGCUGUGCUGGCUGGCAGUGUCAACAGUGCAACGCGAGGCUGGACGUUGAACUCUGGAGUGGUGCUGGCAAAAUCCCUGCCCAGGGAGAAGGGCCCUCCUCAUUCGCCUCUCCCUGUCUCCUGAGGCGAGACCCGGCAGAGGCCCGCGCUCGCCUGUUGGAGCUCCACCUGUUGUCGGGCUCAGUUGCGAAGGGAACUUCUGCGGCCUGUUUCGGGGGGGUACAGGGGAAGGAAGACUUCGAAAGCGUCCUCGCCUUUCUCCCUCAGCGCGAUGCCCGUGGCGGGCUCUCUGAGGGCCAAAUUCCGCCGGCGGCGCAACCCCGCGGAGGACAAGGUCUCCAUCCUCGCAGAGGAGGAACGGCGGGAAGUGGAAACCCCGACGGCUGCCGAAGGCCAGCCUGAAGAAGAGGAGUUGUCUGGCUGCGCCUCCAAAACAGUGGCCUUUGCCGCCCUCCCGGACAACUACCAGCCUCUCGCUUGGGACGGCGAGCAGCCGCCGCCGCCGCCGCCGCCGCUAAGGAAAACGGAGCGCGCAAGUAAGGCGCGCAAGAGGAGACUUAAGAAAUACGGCAAGAAUGUGGGCAAAGUGUUGCAGAAAGGAUGCAGCUAUCUGAUCCUUGGCCUGCAGGGUUUGGCCAGAGCCUACACUUCACCAUUUGGCUUGGCUGUUUCGAUGAGUACAUCAGUGCGAUAGAUCUGACUACUUUUUGAGGAGGACAAGGAUGACGAAGACAACAAUGACAACAACGCAACUGAGGAGGACAGCAAUUUCUUCUUUGCUUAUAUAUGCUUCAUCUUCUGUAAAUGCCCCCAAAGCAAGAAGGAGGAAAAUGGAUCCAGUUUUGCAUUUUUUGUAAAAAAAACAUUUAGCUGUUUUUAUGAUUCUCUAAGUGCUUUAAUACCAAUCAAUUAAAACGAAUAAGUAAUGCCAAAGGUAUAAAACUAAUUAACUGGGUCAGAUUUAAACAUAUAUAAACCCCCUUGGGAUUCAGUCCAUUCAAAAAAUAAUGAAAAAAGGAAAAGAUAAAGGAUGAUAGGAGAGAGAGAAGGCAAAAGGAGAGAAGUUAAGGAAAGAGAAGAGAAGUAAUUGCUUUUUUGACAAGACCACAUUGCCAUCAAAAUGCUGGCCGAUGAUCUGACAUACAAGCACUACAAGCUUCUCCAAAAUGUCAUGCUAGGAAAGAUUAUAAUAGCAUAGCAUCUGUAUGUUUAGCCAGAGGAGUAUUGUGAGAAGCAGACCAACUGAGAAGAGUUGAAGAAGAAUGUGGACUCCAAAAGAGAAACUAAUUGCUCCCCCCAAAAAUAUUAAGACAGAUAUGGUUCGUGAAUCUUUCAUAUAGUACCCAAUAUAGGCUUAAACUCUCCUUAUGAAGUACAGAAAUUUGCAGUUUCACUGUCUGGAAUAAACUGUCUGUCACCAAUGUAUUUUUUUAAAAAAUCAAGUAGGGUAGUGAGGAGGAAGACUGAGGAAAGAUUGUGUAGCAGAGACGGAGCAAAUCAGGAGAAUGGUACUGAAAGAUCAGAAUGUGGAGUCCUUCAGUGUGUGUCUGGUCUAUAGUCCCCUCAACUCUAGCAGUUUCAAAGUCCACAUGAAUUGAGAAGAGAUACUGUAGACUGUAGGUUCGGUUUUCACCAUUCAGCAGAGAUUCUGGGCAAACUACUUUUUUAUAGGGGACAUAGACGGGCAUUUGUUUUUCUAAAGCAGCUUAUAUUCUUAUUGCUUUAAUGUAGUGGUGAAAGGUAUGCUUACCCUUCUAGGCGACUCAUGCCUUUAUUCUUUCUCAUUUGUAUGUCUGUAAGAUGCUCCACUUGAGAAUUCUGGGAGUUGAAGUCCCCUCAUCUUAAAGUUGCUAAAGUUGAGAGACCCUAAGCUAUUGGAAUAGAUUGCAUUUCUCUAGACCUUCUAGUGAUA